AUGGGAGAGGAGGCGUCGAUCGCGAUAGCGGCGUUCGUCUUGCAGCCCCCCGGCGCGGUCGUCCCGCCGCCCAACUUCGCCAUGGUCGGCUGCGGCCUCUACCGCUCCGGUUUCCCGGACGCCGCCAACUUCUGCUUCUUGACGACGCUCAGGCUCCGUUCCGUCUUGUGUCUUUGCCCUGAGCCCUACCCGGAGGAGAACAUGGAGUUCCUUCGGGAGAACGGGAUCAAGCUGUUCCAGUUCGGGAUCGACGGUUGUAAGGAACCGUUUGUCGACAUUCCAGAAGAGACAAUUUGCGAGGCCCUCGAGGUUGUUCUUGAUGUCCGAAACCACCCGCUCCUCAUUCAUUGCAAACGAGGAAAGCACCGAACCGGUUGCAUCGUAGGCUGCCUAAGAAAGCUUCAGCAUUGGUGCCUCACUUCCAUUUUCGACGAGUACCAUCGCUUUGCUGCUGCAAAGGCAAGGGUUUCUGAUCAAAGAUUCAUAGAGCGAUUCGACGUAGCUUGCAUGAAAAUUUCAUCUGCUCCAUUUUUUAGUUAGGAAGGCCAGCAUUUCCUUCUUGGAAAAUAUGCGAGAAUAAUAAAUAACUCCAUGCUCGAGAGUGGUUUAGAGGAACCUUAUUCCAGAUAGGACCAUCCGAUGUCGGAUGCUUUUCGACCUCUAUUGCUUUAUGUCUUCUGAUUGUCAUGGUGGGCAGUUGUUUCUGUUGCCAUUUUAGGUCUUCGUGUUCGAAUUGCAAGCGGUUGGGGUUUCUUUUUUGUGAGAUCGCUUGCGGUAGUCUAUGAUUUCGUCCAGAUAUCACUGCGACCUGUUGACAUCGCCUUGUAAUCGGAUGGGAUAUAUAUAUAUGAUUCGAGUAGUAAGUUUGUGAUGUAUGGAAGUCACUAUAAUGUGGGUCUGUCUUUGUCAUCUCACUAACGUGAUUACCCAAAUCAAGACUUGACACAUAAGAUACAAAGCCACGACAAAUGUAUUAUAAUAAAUCGAGUCUGUUUGGUGGACACCA
Molecule: messenger RNA, 1006 nt
Organism: Musa acuminata subsp. malaccensis (wild Malaysian banana)
Lineage: Eukaryota; Viridiplantae; Streptophyta; Magnoliopsida; Zingiberales; Musaceae
Product: tyrosine-protein phosphatase DSP1
Biological process (GO): protein dephosphorylation
Cellular component (GO): cytoplasm
Molecular function (GO): phosphatase activity
Source: RefSeq, a predicted model, not a curated record